Opisthorchis viverrini is the source of this 1746-nucleotide messenger RNA. RefSeq lists its product as hypothetical. Gene Ontology annotation, molecular function: ubiquitin binding; phosphatidylinositol binding; clathrin binding. Gene Ontology annotation, cellular component: endosome; membrane. Gene Ontology annotation, biological process: signal transduction. Bases 162 to 1379 code for a protein of 405 amino acids. The transcript is spliced from 8 exons. The record is from RefSeq and is a predicted model, not a curated record. NCBI's taxonomy places the organism in Eukaryota, Metazoa, Platyhelminthes, Trematoda, Opisthorchiida, Opisthorchiidae.
GAAAUGUUCCGGGUAUACACUAUUAACCAUUGACCUUUGACCGUCUCACCUCAGAAUCAUUUCAUUAUGAAUUUGCUCACGUCUUCUUCUGUUUACUUAUUAGCUACUGCUGGAGUAGUCUAAUUCACUCGAUGAAUCCAGAUCAGUUGUAAGCAUAGCGUAUGGCGGCUAGCGUUUCCAACGCGUUUUCUGAUCUCUUUUACGGUAAUCCGUUCAGCACACCAGUGGGAAGUCUCAUCGAGGAAUCCACCGAAUCCUUCGUUGGUCCGGAACUAUGGCAGCUGUUCACCCAAGUCUGCGAUGCUGUCAAUCAUUCGGUCACUGGACCCAAAGAUGCGGUUCGCGCCAUUCGACGUCGUUUCGUUACUAGCGUCACUUCCAACGAGACAGUGGCGAUGCAUAGCCUUUUGCUUUUGGAAACUUGUGUACGGAAUUGUGGUUACCGGUUUCAUGUAGCCUUUGCUACGCGAGACAACUUGAGGGAUUUUGCGAAGUUUGCCUAUCCCGACGCGGAGGGCGUCCCGGAACCAAUCAAGCACAAGCUAUUGUCUUUGAUUCAGGACUGGUCUUCGGAAUUCGGGACACAGGUCGAUUUCCAGGAGUUUCGAAACGUAUACACUGAGCUUCGCGCGCGUGGAGUGUUGUUCCCCUCACCAACGCAAACAAGGUCCCAUACAGAAUCCAACUCUCCGCUAAAACUUCCUCCUGAAAACAAAUUGCAAGCCAGUCCACCCUCCCAAUUGGCAUCGACCGUUGGUCACCCGGACGGGCAAACCGGAUCCCUUUCCACCCAAAGCGUUCUUUCUUCCUCGGUGUCGACACCCGCACAUAAAACACCGAAGCUGGACACAGAUCUCGCGCAAGUUCGGGUCAAUAUCUGUGUACUCAGUGACUUAGUCAGUGAGGCUGAGACAUCUGAGUCACCUGCAGAUGUGGAGACCAGGCAGUUGAUGUCUGAAAUCGCCGCUUCCCUCCAAGAAAUGUCCACUCGCCUAAUUCAGGCCAUCUCCUGCUGGGAAGCCUAUCAGGAGACGUUACCUCAUCGCGGAACCACGGAUGCGGUUCUUCUCGAUAUGAUCAACGUAAAUGACGAACUGCACACAGUGUUACUUCGCUACAGCAGAGCUGUUGGGGCCAGAGAUAUGCUAAACAGUUAUACAAAAACAGACGCACUUCCACAAAAUACCAAUGGAUCCUCUGCACUCGGUGUGGAUUCGAACGCCGAAUUUGGUUUGUUUGUUGGCGAUCGGUCAUCUGGUACUCCUCGAACGUCACCCACAGCAGAACAAGACGAAGCCGAUGAGGUUCCCUUACUGGCUCCGUCAACCGAACGGCAAUCAAGUGAUACAGCGAAGGACUUAAGCUUAAUUGACUUUUAGGGUUUGUACCUGUUCAUUUUCACGCUGUCUAUGUGAUGUCACCAAUCCCCCGUGUCAUCUGUCAUCACCCCCUCCCACAAUCCUUUCUCAAGCUCAUGUGAUAUGUGCUGUGCCCAUUGCAAAUUGUCACUUUUUUGCUUUAAUCAUCGUUUCCCAUAAGUUCUUUCACCUAUGAAAAAAGCGUUCCAGAACUUCAUUUGGCCUUUUUCGGUAAUUGAAGAUUAUCGCACAACGACUUUAUCUCUCAUCUAUCCUUUAUCCCGACGUCCAUUUGUUCACAUGGCUUUUCUGUUAUGUCAUACUGUUGUCUGGCUUUACUGUUACUUGUGUGGAAACCCAGCAUUCCAAAAGCAUACCAAAAACACAC